AUGAAAGAAGAAAACCAUGCUUGUCCGGCUGUGGCCCAUGGUGGAGCAGCCACCUUGAAGCCCCUAGGUGGAAAGGGCAAUUUUGAAAAUCAUGGAAAAGCUAAGGACAAUCAAGAAACUCAACAAAAAGUGGCGGGUCAAAACUUUGGCAACAAGAUAGAUUUUGGGAAAUUUGACCAUAAAAAUCGUCUCUUAUACGGAAAGAAGUCAACAAUGGAAAAGGAAAAAAUAUUUGGGUGUGUUCAUUUGAUGCACAAGUCGGACCACAUUGCACCAGCAUUGGAGUUAGGUUCUGAUUGUCCAAGCAUUAAUAAUUGGGAAUAUGGUGUGUGGAUUGGGAGUCCUCAAAGUGUUAGAGAGCGUGGAAGAAAAUUUGUUACAUGGAUGGGAUUGAACCCAGAUAGGUUAGGAGGCAAUUCAGUAGAUGUGUAUGAUGAUGAAGAUCUCUCAAUCCGAGCAUCACUCUCUGCAGCUUGCUUCAAAUUUGCUGCAAACCUAUUUAACCUGUCUAGCAAGUUCUUUGUUAAGCCUCUUUCUGUAAUAGCUCCUCAGUCUGAACUAACAAUUCCUGGCGGUGGGGAUAAUGCAAUUAGUUUGGUUGCACCUCCAUUAAGAAUGCAUCUGCGAGGAAAACAUAUUUCUGAAUGUUUGCUCAAAAUUUUGGAGAUUGAAGAUGAUGCCUGA
Molecule: messenger RNA, 684 nt
Organism: Fraxinus pennsylvanica
Lineage: Eukaryota; Viridiplantae; Streptophyta; Magnoliopsida; Lamiales; Oleaceae
Source: the annotation of a GenBank genome assembly